AUGGCUUUGGUUCUUGCAGCUUUGUGGGCAUGGAGUUUAUGCUACAAAGCCGUUAUAUCUUAUAACUCCAAAAAGUACAAACCCCAAGACGUGAGCAUCACCGAGUCGACCUUCACCGAGUGCUUGCGUCUCUGGCUUGGGCCUAAUGCGCGGGAGAUCGUCAUCGUGACUGUGAAGCGGAACAGAGACCGCGUCGAGCGGCUGGUUGAGCCUCUCAAGGAAAAUGCCGACAGGGUUGUCAUCCUCUGCGCGCCACUGGCCAACAAACGCAUUCAGUUGGUGGUGGGCGUCAAGGCUGCUAGAGGCAGCAUUCUCGCCCUUGUGGACGACGACGUUUACUGGCGGGCCGAAGGUGUUCUCCCCUACCUCUUAGCUCCGUUCGGGGAUACCAAGGUCGGCACGGUUGCCGGCAUACAAAGUGCCGAAGUCCCGCCCGAGCGUCAGAGCUCUAGAGUUAUCACGGCCUGGGAAGCCACUUCGACGUUUGACCUGUGCCAGUGGAAGGCUUCCCGAGAGGUGCUUUUCGCAGCAGACGGAGGCUGCUGGUGUUUGUCGGCACGAACGUUGCUCAUACGUGCCAGCAUUCUACAGGACCCGUCCUUCAUUAAAGCCCACACGCAAGAGGUCAUCGGCCGUAGGAUGGUGAAUACUGCUGACGACGUCGUCCUAACCGGGUGGGUAUUUGAUCGCGGAUGGAAAGUGUCCAUCCAGAAUGUGCUCGAAGCCGAGAUCACCACCAACAUCACGCAUGAUCACAGGUUCGCCUGGCAAAUUCUUCGCUGGGACAGAGGGAACUUUCGCACCUUUCUGGGGUACAUCUCCGUGUAUCCUGGAUUCCGAAAACUGAUGCAGAGACAUCUAUACACCACGUUCGAAAUGAUUGAGCGGCUCGCUCGACCCAUUUGGGCCUUGGCAUACGCUGGGGUUUGGCUACAGACUCUUCGCGCAGCACCUUGGAUCGCAGCAUUCCUCAAAAAGUAUCCAUAUUGCAGACGUCAGGUGUGGGCGUUCCUGCUCAUGGAUUUUCUUGGACCUAUUGUGGACGUCUACGUCUACUUUACGAUGAACAACGGUAGUAAGUUGACUAGGACAGCGGACACUUAA
This is a messenger RNA of Colletotrichum navitas, 1104 nucleotides long. Its product is annotated as polysaccharide synthase. The record is from RefSeq and is a predicted model, not a curated record. NCBI's taxonomy places the organism in Eukaryota, Fungi, Ascomycota, Sordariomycetes, Glomerellales, Glomerellaceae. Bases 1 to 1104 code for a protein of 367 amino acids. The transcript is spliced from 6 exons.